GGAAGGGAUUAGUCCGUGAGAAAGUAAAAUGGCGAUGGCGAGCGAGCAACAGGUAAUGCCGAAGGGUACCGAGGAGGGAGCCAAGGGAAUAGAAGGGCUGCCCCCGGAGAGCAGCCCUUACGUGAAGUACUCGGACCUGGAGGACUACAAGCAGCAGGGCUACGGCACCCACGGCCACCUCCCCACCAUCGACACCUCCAGGCACGGCGGCGCCACCGAUGCCCCCACCCUCUCCGGCGCCGGCCUCUCCGAAGGCCAGGUCCGCACCCUCGAUCCCGUCGACCGCCAGAGCACCGUCUAAGCUUUGCUGCAGCUAGCAAGAAGGACCCAUGCAGUACCAGUCAUAACCAAGCUGUGCUCUUUGGCAUGGUUUGUUUAAUAACUUGCUUGAACGUGGAAACAGGCCAUGUUAGUGUUAGUAUAAGAGAGAGUCCGACUACUGAUGCGUCUCUUGUUAUCAUUUUAAAUUAUUGUCAACGUAGCUUUCUUUAUUAAUGCAUCGGAGAACAAAAACCAUUUGCAAAACACCCGUGACCUUCCCACACUCUCUCUAAUGUGCUUCUCUUGAGGCAGUUAUAUCAAUUAAUAGAUACCGGUGGAUAUAUUAAUUUCCA
Molecule: messenger RNA, 614 nt
Organism: Elaeis guineensis (African oil palm)
Lineage: Eukaryota; Viridiplantae; Streptophyta; Magnoliopsida; Arecales; Arecaceae
Source: RefSeq, a predicted model, not a curated record